AUGAAAAAACCCCUUCUGGUGUUGUGUUUGGUUUGCGGUGUUUCAUGUAGGAUAGUGCUGUCGCCGUCACAAGCGGAAGAUACGAGAGAGAAAGAAAAAGACUCAUUAACGAUCGUGGAUGCAUCCCAACCGGAUGCAUUCGACGACAACUUAUCGCCACCUGAACUUCCCAGUUUAUCCCUUAACGAGAAGCUCAAGCUUAUACGAAGAAGUGGCCAAGAUCCUAGCAGGCGGAGAAGAGCACGACAUUUAAUAAGAAGAAUGCAAAAAAUGAAGCGUGACUUGGCGCUGACUCCAUGGCGGAUCACGCAUGUCGUUCCGCGAAAGCCACCACCGCCGAAGAAAGCGAAUCGUCCUGCGGUAGCCCUGCCAGUAGACCUCUGUCCGGAUCAGAUUGAUGCUAUCACAAGAGGUUACAAUGGUCGAACCUAUGCAUUCGCACGAGAGCGUGUCUAUCAAAUGUGGUACGAGGAUGAUCUUCCACAAAAAGCUUCUUACCUGAUCACCGAACUCUUCCCUGGAGGUCCGCGAUCCGUGUCUGCAGCGUUGACUAACUCACGUUCGGGAGUGACCAUUCUCAUUGAUCGACGGACCGCGUACCGUUUUCGAUGGAACAGAAAACAUAAACGGUUCCAGCUGGCUCGAAACACUCCUCAGAACCUGCCUGCGAAUAUUACGAUAACUCCACAAACUGCCUUUGAGUGGAUGGAUGGCAAUCAAGUCCUACUCGCUGGAGACAAAUUUAUUAUUUAUGAUGCUUACUGGAACAUUGCAACAUUUGCCGGACAAACAAAAAGGUAUUUUCCUAAACUGCCAAGAGAUCUGCUUGGCAUUAUUUAUUCAGGAGGAAACACGAUGUUAAUGUACACUAGAAGCCAUUCAGUGAAGGUGUACAACGCUAAAAAAUACCGUAUCCUACAGGAGUAUCCGUUGAAAAUCAACGAGUACUUUGGAUGUUUGCUAAGAUGA
Messenger RNA from Necator americanus (New World hookworm), 969 nucleotides. RefSeq lists its product as uncharacterized. NCBI's taxonomy places the organism in Eukaryota, Metazoa, Nematoda, Chromadorea, Rhabditida, Ancylostomatidae. The transcript has 9 exons. The record is from RefSeq and is a predicted model, not a curated record. Bases 1 to 969 code for a protein of 322 amino acids.